AAGCCCAAGAACCGAAACAAAGAUUUUUGAACAAAUCGAGCUCUGGGGAGGGUUCUAUACUUCCAUGGGGUUCCGUUUAACUGAAAGCCCAGCAAUGGAUUCCUCGUUGCAGAAGUUUCUAAGCUUUGAGUUCAGAAUAGGAGCUCCAUUGAUGAGGAGGAGACGAAGACAUUCAUUGGAAGUAGCUGUAAUUUCUUACCAGAAAUUCGUUAGCUUCGCUUUGGAAGAAACACAACGUCGAGCCCAUUUGAUUUCCUCUCCUUUGCAGGAGAAAUACAGUUCCUUAAAAGCCAUGGAUGGACAGACAGAGCUUCAGAUGCUAUCAUUUCAAGCUCCCAAGAUUAGGCUUCUCCGUGGUUUAACCAUCGAAGGGAGUGAAGGAAUGCAGGUUAUGGAUUUUGCUGUGCUACCACAACCAGAAUUUGAUCUGCCUAUAUUCUGUGCCAACUUUUUCACCACUGCUAGCAUGAAUAUAGUAGUCUUGGACCUUAAUCCUUUGUAUGAUGUCAUUUACCAUGGUGACUACAAGAAGAAGUAUUAUGAAAGGCUGAUGCCCAUUGCUGCCAAGUACACCGAGCUUUUACCUUGGGGAGGCAAGCUUACAGCCGAGUCUUUGAGAUUUUUCUCACCAGUUGUAAUAUGGACGAAGUUUACAUCAAGCCAGUACAAGCAUGAUAUUUUAUAUUCUGCAUUCAUGGACUAUUACAAGGCCUGGCUUGAAAUGAUGGACCAAGCAACAGAGGAGACAGAUGCUUCUCGGAUUAUUUGUAAUCGCGAAGCACAGCAUAAAUAUCUGACUUGGAGGGCUGAGAAGGAUCCAGGACAUAAAAUUCUGAAGAAGUUGAUAGGAGAGACCCUUGCAGAGGACUUGGUGAGGAGCUUCCUCUUCAAUGGAGUUAAUACACUUGGAAGCAAAACAUUUUUGGAUCAUUUUCCAGAGUAUCGCUGUGAAGAUGGGAGCGUAAAUGCGAAGCGAAGUGUCAUUGGGAAGUCUUUUGAAACUCGUCCUUGGGACAUUGGAGGAGAAUUCAUUGCCAAUGAUUUUUGUUGAAUAGCCUUUUUUUUCAGGACGAAAUAGUUGAAUAGCUUUCUUGUUUUCUAUUUGACCACUAUUCCUUUUCAUUUUCCUCCUUCCCAUGCAUGAAAUUGAUGUAUUUGUCUUUGUAUGUUGCCACAAAUGGUGAAGAUUUGAGAAUUUCAGAAGGCAAAAACUAUUAAAACCUUUUGUGGCC
Messenger RNA from Telopea speciosissima, 1232 nucleotides. RefSeq names its product phytochromobilin:ferredoxin oxidoreductase, chloroplastic. The transcript is spliced from 10 exons. Gene Ontology annotation, biological process: phytochromobilin biosynthetic process. Bases 65 to 1051 code for a protein of 328 amino acids. The record is from RefSeq and is a predicted model, not a curated record. Gene Ontology annotation, molecular function: cobalt ion binding; phytochromobilin:ferredoxin oxidoreductase activity. NCBI's taxonomy places the organism in Eukaryota, Viridiplantae, Streptophyta, Magnoliopsida, Proteales, Proteaceae.